GCAAACCUGACUUCCUACACAGCACAACUAGUUAACUGCACCCCGCUUCCUGUUAGCAGCUCUUUGGAUUUACGUGACUGUCGUUCGCUCCUCUGCACCUCGAACAUGUCGGUAGUGAGUUGAUAUACGUUUUAAAAUAAUGGGGAGUCACAACUUUAUAUGUUAAAAGUAGUUUUUAGCUAGCAAUAGCGACUUUAAAGUCAGAGCCCGCCCGUUUGUGCUCCUUAAACAAAACGUUAAGCUAAGCUAAAUGGAUUAUUGAGCUGUUUAAGAUGUCGUGGUUUAAUUAUGUCAGUCAAAGCUCAAGUCAACACCAGCCCACUGACAAUCAAGGAAUUGCAGGCAUCCUGUGUAGUUCUCCCAACCCAGUGUUCACGUCCCCUGCGGGUUUCCCUUCUCCAAGCUUGGGGGAAUUUCCCCCAGCUCCUCAAGGUGUAGUCAGCCCUCCCAGCCUUGAGAAGCUGUCCUGCGCUUCUCCGAGUGCAGGUCAAGUUAGAGAGCCCGAACCCAUCUCCUACGUAACCUUCCAGGAGCAGCGGUGUGUCCUGAGCUGGUUCCAGAGCUGGACUCCCGUUCAGAGGGAGCGGUUUCUCCAGGACCUUCUGGGGAAAGCUGUUCCGGGGAAAGUGUGCACCCUCCUAGACUCACUCAGCACUCUCCAGGUUAAAGACAAACUUCCAAACAUCUUUGAAUGCCAGCUCCGCCUGUGGACGCAGUGGUUUGAGUCUUGGGGAGAAGAGGAGAGGAAUCAUUUUCUACACAUGCUGGAAGAGCGGGACCCGGAUUUUGUUACCCACUUUUACAGGAGUGUAGCGGGUACAGCAGGAAGAGACUGAGCAAUGUUUGCAUUGUGAUAGAAAAGCGAGUAAUAAAGAGGUGAUGUGUGGUGUAGAAAA
Molecule: messenger RNA, 896 nt
Organism: Oreochromis aureus
Lineage: Eukaryota; Metazoa; Chordata; Actinopteri; Cichliformes; Cichlidae
Gene: c18h14orf119
Product: chromosome 18 C14orf119 homolog
Exons: 2
Coding region: 273-836 (187 amino acids)
Source: RefSeq, a predicted model, not a curated record